AUGGCAAGUCAAACAAAUGACGAAAUUGCAAAACAUAAUACAGAAAUAGCAGUUAACAAUGAUACCCAAAAUGUGAAUGAUGAAGAAAGUACUUCAGAUGUCAAGUUUGGAGAAACAACUGAAAACGUUAGUACUACCACUGAUUCACGAGAUACAAAUACAACCACCAAUUCACAAGUUGUUACAAGCGAUGUUGACCCUUCAACGCAAUGGGAAACCCGUGUUUCUCGUUCUCGUAAAAUGCCUUAUUACUAUAAUCGAGUCACCAAGGAAAGUACUUGGGAACUUCCUAGAGGCGUAGAUCCUCAGAGCAUUAAAGGUUAUAGUGAAAAUUCAGCACAACAGUUAAAUACUAUUGAUCCGGUAAAUGGUGGGGCUGGACAAAUUAAAGCAAGCCAUUUGUUAGUUAAACACAGAGAAAGUCGGCGACCUAGUUCUUGGAGACAAUCAGAGAUAACUCGAACUAAGGAAGAAGCAUUUGAUUUGAUAAAAGGCUAUUAUGAACGAAUUAAAGCCAAGGAAAUUGCUCUUGGCGAACUUGCGUUGACCGAAUCUGAUUGCUCGAGUGCAAAACGUAACGGCGAUUUAGGGUUUUUUGGUAGAGGGCAAAUGCAACCUUCAUUUGAAGAUGCGGCAUUCAAACUUGAAGUUGGUGAAUUGAGUGGACCUGUUUGGAGUGAUAGUGGAGUUCAUCUAAUUCAAAGAACUGAAUAA
Entrophospora candida is the source of this 714-nucleotide messenger RNA. The record is from the annotation of a GenBank genome assembly. Lineage: Eukaryota; Fungi; Glomeromycota; Glomeromycetes; Entrophosporales; Entrophosporaceae.